CAAGCAGUGUAAUUUAAUGGGACAGGCUUCCUUUAAUAAGUCGAGGCAGGGCAAACUAGGUUGCCUACACGCCGGGGAGCCAACCAGUCUGGCUAAUUGCUGUAACACAGAAAUCACCACGCGAACUGUAUAGUUUUUACUGGCUGUCGCGAGAUCCUUAUCCGUUCUAGGUUGCAACCGGCGCGAUCUUUGUUGUCUUCCGGCGCCAUUGGCUGGGCACAAUUUUGCCAAGACGAGCCAAAUUUUGUCCAUUUCGACGCGAACUUGGGAACACAGAGGUCACAGACCAACGCAUUUGCGCCCCACCCUUCACUUUUCUUUGUUUCCACCUCUUCUUUGAUUUAACCUCAUCACCCAACAGUCUUAUCGUCACAAUGGACAACCACCGUUCCCACCAGCCCCUUACAGAAGAUAAUCUUAUCAAACUAAAGGAGCAAAUCCCAUUACUUCCUCGAGAAAGAUUGAACAAAGCGAAACGUCGGGUGCAUCAUCUUAUCAGGUGGCUAGAAAAUCAAUCAAGAAAUGUAGGCAUUUUGUUUGCCGUACGUGCACAAAUCAACAAUGACGACUACGGCUGCCGCGACCACCAUUACCGAGAUCUCGUUUAUAAGGGAAAUGGCAAACCUGACCUCGAUGACCCUAAGUUCUGGGAGGACCAACUUCGUUCUCUCCAGAAAUACAAGCCUGUCGUCAGGAUAAAAGAAGCUAAGGGACGCGUCCGUGACGCACUGACUGGCAUUACAAAAUUGGGGGGCGAAGGCUUGCAAGUUUUAGAAAAUGAGGAGAUUUAUCUCGGUGAGGGUCAAGCCCUCCUUUAUCGACUCAAAAAUGGAGGUUCUACUCCCAACCUCAAAAGCCCAUCUUUUUGGGAAGCCAAAGCCAAACAUUUAACAUGGCUCUGGAGCACUCUUGAGCGGGAAAAGCAUCAACCAUCAAAACUUCCGUCACCGGAGCCACUUUAUCAGCCACCGCCCUCCACUGUUUCCUCAGGGCCGCUUUCUGAGAUGUUGUCUUGGCCGGCCCCGGGACCUUCCCUACCCCGGGAUCUCCCCAGGAGCCGGCCAUGGCGCGAGCCAAGCAGUGAAACCAGCUCCAACUUCUCCAGCGAGACACCUCCGCCCCACCGUGCCCCGUAUCACAAAUUUGUCUGGAAAAGCAGGACAGACGCUUUCCAGGCGUGGAUCGAAACAUCCCCAGAAAGUGGUAUGCCGUCGCCGUCACCGCCGCCGUCGAACCAUCUAUCGUUCUAUGGAGAAGAUUUCCCCCUGGGUAGCAUGAUCAUGAUCUGGCAAAAUCCAGAUUUGCAGAAGUUGGUGGACGCUGAAAAGCGCAACCGGGCUAAAUGGUCUGUAUACCAUUUGCUAUCAGGCCUGCAGAACCAUUGUGGCGAAUCAGGUCGCAACGUCGUUGAGGAGGUAGAUGACAUCUACAUCGACGAACGAGGUGCCCACAGACGUGGCAAUAGAGUAACACCAGUUCCUACGGACGACAUUAUGGAAACUAUCCAUCCUCCUGACGAAAUGGGAUUUUCGCGUGUCCAAUAUGACGCAAUGACCCCUGAACAGCGGCAGGAAAUUUACAGGAAGAAGGCAAAGAUGCCCAGAGAUCAAUGGCUUUUAGCCAGGAAGGAGGCAAGAGAGAAGGAGAUCGAAAUGUACAAAGAGGAUCAAAGAAGGAGAGAGAAGGAGCAAAGGAUGAUUAUUGAUGAUCUUACGUAUUGGGAGGAGAAGGAAGCCUAUCUCGCUGAAAAAUACGCAAGCUUGAUUGGUGCGGAGCGAAAACCCGGAGACGAUGAACUGCCGGACGCUACGCCGUCAAGAGUUUCAAAUAGGAAACGCCGUCACCCAGAUGGUGACGCAGAUCAAGUAAAUUCGCGUGCUGCUACGCGUCGCAAGUUACAACAGCCAAACUCGACCAUCACUCCAGCUUUAACACGACCAACAGCAAGGGCCUCGAAACUACGUGAGAGAAGAACAACCACAAUCGCCGCUUCAGUAAUGGGCAGUUUCUAUGACGAAGGUGUGAGGAGAAGUGCCCGGAUUGCGAGGCCGCCAAGGAACCAUACUUUGCAUGAUAGGUCGUCAUCCAGUACUAGAGGUACUAGAAAAUGAUCGAUGUUUCUGUCGACGGGUCUGGGUCAGACUGAGCGACGGCUCUGGCCGUGGACUGCUGAUGACAGUGGCUCAAGUAGCCCCCAUCGCAUUUACCAUCCACAAAUAUAGUAUUAGAAGAUAAUAAACAGAUCGAAGAUCCUAGCAGGGGAGCUUUUCCGAUAAUUGAAGCAAGCUUGUUGGGCUUGGAUGGAAAGCGGAGUUGAGGCACGCAAAAAUAGCGUGUUGUUAAGUUUUGCAGAGCAUCUAUGUUUCAGAAAAGCUUGUUUGGCUGACCUAGGGGUUGAAUUUACAGCCGCUGCUGUAGCUCCAUUCUGAAAAUAUG
Molecule: messenger RNA, 2436 nt
Organism: Pyricularia oryzae 70-15
Lineage: Eukaryota; Fungi; Ascomycota; Sordariomycetes; Magnaporthales; Pyriculariaceae
Exons: 3
Coding region: 375-2111 (578 amino acids)
Source: RefSeq, a predicted model, not a curated record